CAACCACACCCCUCAAUGUGAAAACUGCAGAGAUUUACAACCAGUCGUUAUAAAUAACACCCAAAUUUAGGUGAAUGGCGUCUACGCCUCUUACUAUGCUUCGGCUCCACCGAACAUGCAGUGAAAUCUGUGUAGGCGUUUCUUGAGAUUGAUGCGACUACUGUCCAAUCACGAUACAGAAGUGUUGCAAACAAGCCUGGAGGUUCUACAGUGAAACACUUUAGGUUCCGACUAAUCUAUGAGCCAAUCAUAGGCCAGAAGUGGGCAGGGCUGGAAUGUUAUGACAAGGUAGGUUGUAUUCGCUGAACUGUCCACGCAUUGGAUGGUCACAUGGUAUUCUCCUUUAGAGUGAGAUGCUUUCGGCUGGAGGGGUUUGUAAUCAUACAAAAACAGAGACACAGCGCCUUGUUAUGGUACUGUAUUCCAGAGAUUGAGUGCAUACAAAACGAACACGGGGAGAAAGACCAACAUUUUUAUUUAUUUUUUUUUGGGGGGGGGGGGGGGGAUUUAAUCCUCCACAGUCCCUUAAUUAUACUGAAGCCAGAGAGUUUUCUCAUAAUAAUAAUAAUAAUAAUAAUAAUAAUAAAAUUGAAGUGUUACUCUCCAUAGUGUUAUUGACACGGCAAGCUAAAUGGGGUCGUACUCAAACCGUGCCGUUUUUGAUACUGUUUGGAGCACUGGACUAAAGAAGGAAGAAGCUUUUCUUUUUUUUUUUUCCUGAAUAGUAAUCGCAACUCUGACGUUUACGUUAACAUUGCAUUUUGUUUAAAAUUUGAAUCUUUUUGAUUUCGGGAUGUAACACGCCGGCUUUUUAGAAACGGACUGGGCUGCUGAAAAAGGUCUGGGAGCAGUCUAGCGCUUGUUUUACUACCGCGCUGUGGUUUCAAUGUAGUUGACUGAAGAACACGCUGUUUAUUUAAAAAACAAAACAAAAACAACAAAAAAAAAAAACACUGUUGCACGUAUUGCUUUUGCAUAUGAAAAGCAUUUAGAUUAUUUUCUUUUUUUUUAAAUGUAACUUUUUUUAUACACCAUGGCUAGUCCAACUACAGAGCACGAUAGUUUUUCAGACGUAAGGAAGGUGGGAUACUUAAGAAAACCUAAAAGCAUGCACAAGAGGUUUUUUGUCUUACGGAUUGCAAGCGUUUCAGGACCUGCAAGACUGGAGUACUAUGAAAAUGAGAAAAAAUGGAGACACAAGUCCGGGGCUCCCAAAAGGUCGAUCCCGCUGGAAAGCUGUUUUAAUAUCAACAAGAGAGCGGACUCCAAAAACAAAUACUUGGUAGCUUUGUAUACUAAGGACGAGUACUUUGCAAUUGCGGCGGAUAAUGAACAAGAUCAAGACAUUUGGUACCAGACUUUAGUGGAUCUGCACAACAGAGGUAAGGUUCACGAUUCUGUUGGGAGUAAUGGAACUGGGGAAGGGGAAGAAAAUUGCGGGGAAUCCACGCCAGGUGCUGCAUUUAAAGAAGUGUGGCAAGUGAUUUUAAAACCGAAAGGUCUGGGGCAAACGAAAAAUCUAAUUGGAAUUUACAGAUUGUGCCUGACCAAUAAGACUAUAAACUUUGUAAAACUGAACUCUGAUGCAGCCGCUGUGGUUUUGCAGUUAAUGAACAUAAGGAGAUGUGGUCAUUCUGAAAAUUUCUUUUUCAUCGAAGUGGGGAGGUCCGCAGUUACGGGACCAGGGGAGUUUUGGAUGCAAGUGGAAGACUCGGUUGUAGCGCAGAGCAUGCAUGAAACAAUAUUGGAGGCGAUGAAAGCAUUGAGUGAAGAAUUUCGACCAAGGAGUAAAAGUCAGUCUUCUUCCAAUUGUUCCAAUCCCAUCUCUGUGCCUCUCAGAAGACACCAUCUUAGCAACCCGCCCCCUAGUCAAGUAGGACUCAACAGGAGAUCAAGGACUGAAAGUAUUAUUGCAGUUUCACCUGCUGGUCCAGGUAAACAUAGUAAUUCAUUCAGAGUUAGAGCCUCCAGCGAUGGAGAGGGGACCACGUCCAGGCCAGCAUCAGUUGAUGGAAGCCCUGUAACUCCCAGUAAAACUAGGACUCAUUCACACAGACACAGCGGUAACUCCAGGCUACAUCCACCAUUAAAUCACAGCAGGUCUAUUCCUAUGCCAUCUUCACGUUGUUCACCUUCAGCCACAAGCCCUGUUAGCUUAUCCUCAAGCAGUACGAGUGGUCACGGGUCCACCUCUGAUUGCCUUUACCCUAGACGCUCCAGCGCCUCUGUCUCGGGAUCCCCCAGCGAUGGUGGAUUCAUUUCUUCUGAUGAAUAUGGUUCAAGCCCUUGUGAUUUUAGAAAUUCGUUCAGGAGCGUUACACCUGACUCUCUAGGCCACACCCCUCCUGCCAGGGAAGAGGAAUUAAACAAUUACAUCUGUAUGGGGAAGUCCAAUCUGAGGCCAAAUGGACAUUAUAAUAGAAGUCACCAGCACAGUACCCCAUCGCAGGUGGAAGAAGCAGAAUUAGAAAAAAGUUUUAGAAAAAGAACCCAUUCGUCAGGUACCUCGCCCCCAACCAUUUCCCAUCAAAAGACUCCAUCACAGUCAUCCACCGCCUCAUUGGAAGAGUACACAGAGAUGAUGCCAACUUACUCUUCCAGCCGCUUGUCGUCUUACAGGCAUUCUGCAUUUGUGCCAACUCACUCAUAUCCUGAGGAGUGCUUGGAUCGUCAUAUUGAGGGCAGUAGAGCUAACAAAACAGAUGAUGGCUACAUGCCAAUGUCCCCCGGUGUAGCUCCUGUUUCUAGUAAAAGUGAUGACUAUAUGCCAAUGAGUCCAAAAAGUGUGUCUGCACCACAGCAAAUCGUUAACCCAAGGGAGCAUUCAAGAAUGGACUCAAACGGUUAUAUGGUCAUGUCCCCUAGUGGCAGUUGCUCUCCAGACCAUACAAACUAUGGCAAAAUAUGGACCAAUGGUGGAAAUCCAAAACUUUCCGUGGAGAGUAAUAAUGCAAAGGAGGUUUCCUGCAAUGACUACAUAAAUAUGUCCCCUGCAAGUGAAUCAACAACCAGCACACCACCAGACUGCUUUUUUAAUCCAGUUGACGAUCCACCAAAACCUAUGUAUUCCUAUUUCUCGUUACCUCGGUCAUUCAAGCAUGUUCAGAGAAAAAAUGAUGAAAGCCACUUGCGCCUAUCUGUGAAUUCAGGGCGCCUGGCAUAUGGAGAGGAUUCAUCCUCAUCGACAAGCAGUGACAGUUUAGGAGGGCAAGAGAAUGGACUAGUAGUUAAACCUAGAAAAGUUGAUUCUUAUAUGCAAACGAAAGGAAGGCUUAUUCGUCCAACAAGACUCUCCCUUGAUCAUAACAAGGCCAGCACACUCCCACGGACACGUGAGCACCCACUUCCACCUGAGCCAAAAAGCCCAGGGGAAUAUGUCAACAUUGAAUUUAGUGACAAAUCCUUUUCAGUUAGUUCAGCUUCAUUAUUCUCCCCCAUGUAUGCAGAGAACAUGAGGCAAAGGCAGAAUUCUUCAGAAUACAUGAAUAUGGAUCUAGGAGCCCAUGGUGGCAAGCCAAGUUAUUUAGCAAAAUCUUCAGUAGGUACUACAGGAUGUGCACCUGGCUGUGCUGAGGGUAGUGCUGCUGCUGUUGUUUCCAUUGCCCCCACUACUGCUUCAUGCAGAGGACAGCAGAGCUGCGAUUAUGUGAGUAUGCAGCUGAGCACCACCAGCACAGGCUAUACAGAAAUUGCCACUGGAGCUGCUAAAACAACCCCCAGGUCCAUUUCUCCAAAGCAUGAAGUGGUCCCAAUGAAUAUUGUUUCUGAUGCUGCACAUGCCAGUUUAUUGGUCCAGAUAUCGGGAACAAGUGCUUUUACAAGAUUAAACUCUAUCCCAAACCAGAAUCAAGGUGCCAAAGUGAUCCGUGCUGAUCCCCAAGGAAGAAGGCGGCACAGUUCGGAGACUUUUUCUUCUACACCUGCUGCUAGUGGUGGUGUAACUUUAUCCUAUGUAGAAGAUGUGAAACGGCAUAGCACUACAUCUUUCGAAAAUGUCUGGCUCAUGCAAGGUGAAUCUGCUGUCUCUGUAAGAAAUGAACAGCAGCCAGGUGCCAGUACAACAGCAUUUGAAAACGGACUGAAUUACAUUGAUCUGGACAUAGUCAAGGAUUUUAACAACCAAGAGCGGACCUCCCUCCAGCCAAAAUCCCCUAAUCAGCCUUGUGGAAAUAACUCUGGUGCUGAUUUAGGUGCUUAUGCAAGCAUCAGCUUUCCAAAACUAGAUGAUGUAAGGAGCAACCCGACAAAAAGAGAAGAGUGAUGACUUUAAAAGCUCAGCAAACCUGAGUGAUGGGUACCCAGACUGUAGAUUUCUUCUAUGCCAUAACCCAGGACCUCCCCUCCACCUUUCAGUUGAUGGUACAAUGCAUUUGGGUUACAUUGUUUACUUAGUAUAACCUCAGGACUUCAUUGAACUGCACAACACAUUUUUGCCAAACAAAUAGCACUGUGACACUGUGACACCUGAACAACCCAUCUGCUACUUUGGGAUUUUAACAGAAAACUCCUCCUCUAUACCUAACACUAGAUCACUAUGUGAAUGGGUAUACUGUAACACAUAAAUGGACACUGUAUAUAUAUAUGUAAGUAAGUAUGUAUGUGU
This is a messenger RNA of Polyodon spathula (Mississippi paddlefish), 4603 nucleotides long. Its product is annotated as insulin receptor substrate 1-B-like. Gene Ontology annotation, cellular component: cytosol; plasma membrane. Bases 1034 to 4261 code for a protein of 1075 amino acids. Gene Ontology annotation, molecular function: insulin receptor binding; phosphatidylinositol 3-kinase binding. The transcript has 2 exons. Gene Ontology annotation, biological process: insulin receptor signaling pathway. NCBI's taxonomy places the organism in Eukaryota, Metazoa, Chordata, Actinopteri, Acipenseriformes, Polyodontidae. The record is from RefSeq and is a predicted model, not a curated record.